Molecule: messenger RNA, 7464 nt
Organism: Closterium sp. Yama58-4
Lineage: Eukaryota; Viridiplantae; Streptophyta; Zygnematophyceae; Desmidiales; Closteriaceae
Source: the annotation of a GenBank genome assembly
AUGGCGGAGGCGCAGGCGGCGGAGCGGGUGAGGGCGGCGCGGAGCGCGGCUCUCCAGCGGAGCAACACGCCUUCGCGCCGUACGCUCAUCCCGCCGUUGCACAUCCCCCUACAUCUAUCCAGCUCCACAUGCUCCACGUGCUACACGGAAAUUAGACUCCACGUGUCUGCUCUAAUCGCCACUCCCUCUCUCCACCUGCCCUUCCCUUUCACCCCUCUCUCCACCUGCCCUUCCCUUUCACCCCUCUCUCCACCUGCCCUUCCCUUUCACCCCUCUCUCCACCUGCCCUUCCCUUUCACCCCUCUCUCCACCUGCCCUUCCCUUUCACCCCUCUCUCCACCUGCCCUUCCCUUUCACCCCUCUCUCCACCUGCCCUUCCCUUUCACCCCUCUCUCCACCUGCCCUUCCCUUUCACCCCUCUCUCCACCUGCCCUUCCCUUUCACCCCUCUCUCCACCUGCCCUUCCCUUUCACCCCUCUCUCCACCUGCCCUUCCCUUUCACCCCUCUCUCCACCCGCCCUUCCCUUUCACCCCUCUCUCCACCUGCCCUUCCCUUUCACCCCUCUCUCCACCUGCCCUUCCCUUUCACCCCUCUCUCCACCUGCCCUUCCCUUUCACCCCUCUCUCCACCUGCCCUUCCCUUUCACCCCUCUCUCCACCCGCCCUUCCCUUUCACCCCUCUCUCCACCUGCCCUUCCCUUUCACCCCUCUCUCCACCUGCCCUCCCUUUCACCCCUCUCUCCACCUGCCCUUCCCUUUCACCCCUCUCUCCCCCCCCCCUUCACCCCCUCUCCACCUGCCCUUCCCUUUCACCCCUCUCUCCACCUGCCCUUCCCUUUCACCCCUCUCUCCACCUGCCCUUCCCUUUCACCCCUCUCUCCACCUGCCCUUCCCUUUCACCCCUCUCUCCACCUGCCCUUCCCUUUCACCCCUCUCUCCACCUGCCCUUCCCUUUCACCCCUCUCUCCACCUGCCCUUCCCUUUCACCCCUCUCUCCACCUGCCCUUCCCUUUCACCCCUCUCUCCACCUGCCCUUCCCUUUCACCCCUCUCUCCACCUGCCCUUCCCUUUUACCCCUCUCUCCACCUGCCCUUCCCUUUCACCCCUCUCUCCACCUGCCCUUCCCUUUCACCCCCUCUCACCCCUGCCACCCGGCCUGCUGGACCCGUCUCUCUUGCAGUACUUCACGGGAAUCGCCACGUGCUUAUCCUGGUCCCCACCUCACUGAGUCGAGUUUUGAGUCGACUCAAAACUUGUCCUUGUCCCCACCUCGAAACUAUCCCUUUAUGCUUGUCCUUGUCCCCGCCUCACUUUCCCGCUCACCCCCGUCUCUCCCACGCUCCUCUCUCCACCUGUCUCCCGCCCCUUUCCGCCAGGCGCGUGCUGGACCCGUCUCUCUCGCAGUACUUCACGGAAAUCGCCACCGCGUGGGAAGAAACCCCCGACCCGCACGACCGAGCCUCCAUCGCCGCCAAUGCUCUGGAGGAGGCUCGGGGGAAGGAGCACCAGCUUCUGUGGGACACCCAGACCUGCCGCACCCUCGAGCCGCUCCUCUCCGCCGCCCCCCCCGCUGCUGCCGCGCGCUUCCUCGCCGGCGCCUGUUGCUGCGCGCGCAGGAAGGGAGGGGAGGGGGGGGAAGGCGCGGGGGGAGGGGGGGAGGGAUCGGGGGAGCGGGAGGUGAAUGUUUGUCGGGAUGUGUUGGCGCAUGGGCUUGCAUCGAGGGUGAUUGAAGCGGGUCUGAAGAAUAUCCGCGCGUGGGUGACGGGAGAGAGCAGGACACGUGGCAGCGCGGGAUUGGACGAAACCGGGGCAGGAGACGACGAAAACGAGGAUCAGGAUGGGGAGCGGGAGGAGGAGGAGGAAAACGAGGAGGGGACGGGCGGCCAGGGUGAUCUACCGAAAUGGACCGGAACAGUGCGGGUGGUUUUGAAAAAGAUCUGCAAAGAGGUGGGAGAGUACCCUCUAGCAGCCAUGACGAGCCCUGCUUGCUCCCACGUGCUACGCUCCCUGCUGCUCCUCCUCGCCUGCCGCCCCAUCCACGACACUCCCGCAGCAGCAGAGGGCACCAGGAAGGCCCGGCGGGAUGGUGCGGGUGCGGAGGGCGUGGGUGGGGAGGAGAAGAGGGAGCAGGGCGGGGCGGAGGGUGGGGAGGAGGGGAGAGAGGGUGGGGCGGGUAGAAGGUUCGGCGGCCGCUUGCCUCCGCAGAUCCAGCGGGCAGCUGGGAAUCUCCCCAUGUCCUCUGAUGUGACCUUUUCAGGGCUGCCCGGAAUGGCCGGGCAGGGUGCAGGGUUGGCAGGAGGGACGGAAGUGGGAGCAGAAGCAGCGACAGCGGCGGCGGAGAGGGGGAGGAGGGUGGGGGCGGCGUUGGGGUUCCCGGCGUUGCUGCAGCGGGUGGUGGUGGGGGUGACAGCAGCAGCAGCAGGGGCGGACGAGGCAGUGCCGUCAGCAGCAGUGGCGUGGUCGCCCUACGGGGACUCGUGGUCCCUGGCUUGUGACCCGUCUGCUGGCCCUCUGCUGCAGGACCGGUGUGGGUCGCGAUUCAUGGAGACCGUGAUUCAGCUCGCCCCACCAUCGCUCCGCUCCUCUCUCCUGCGAGUGGCGCUGCUGCCACACCUGCUGCCCCUCGCGCUGCACCCCAUCGCCAACUACACCAUGCAGACCGCCCUCUCCGCCUUCCACUCCCCCAAUGACGUCAAACGCGCCUUCAAGGCGCUCGCGGAGGGAGGGAAGGGGGGAGGGGGAGGGGAGGAAGGGGGUGGAGACGGGGGAGAGGGGGGAGGGAGAGGGGAGGGGUUGUUGGCGCUGCUGAAGGGGGGCAGGGGUCGCGUGGUGCUGGCGCUGCUGAUUGCAUGCGGUCGCACCAAGACGUUCCAGGCGCGGGCCUGUGAAAGCCUUUUGGCCGCCCUCUCCUCCUCACCAUCACCAGCACCGGUCGACACUGCAGCAGCAGAUGCAGCAGCAGUGGGCGAUCUGCUGUGGCUGGACGCGUGGCAGGCAGUGCGGGUGAACGACAUGCGCUCCAACCGAGCCAAGAAGCGCCAGCAGCAGCAGGGGUGGGGCUCCGUGCCUGUGGCGGAGCGUGGGGCGGUGUCGUUUGUGGGGUGCAUGGCUCUGCAGACCAUCUUCUCCUUCCCCCUGGUAGCGUCGCAGAGGGUGGUGCAGGCGUGUGUGGCGCUGCCACCUUCCUACCUCAUGCACCUGGCCACGGACGUCAAGGGCUCGCGAGUCCUCUCCGCCUUCUUCCGUGCAACCACUAUUCCCUUGGACCUCAAGACCACCAUGCUCGCCAGCCUAAAACCACGCUUGACAACGAUUGCAGCGGAUAAGCUGGGUGCGUUUGUUGUGUCGGCAGCGUUUGAUGCCAUGGGGGUGGACGGCAAGCAGAUGAUCCUUGCUGAGCUGGCGACGCGCUAUUCGUCGGCGUCAUCCUCUUUGCUGCAGCGGCCGCUCUUCCGCCACAUGGGUCUCUCAGAGUAUCUGGAGAGCCCAGAGGCAUGGCAGAAGCAGCAGCAGCGCAAGGAGGGUCUGCUGCGAGAAUUCCAAGACCUGCUUGGCGCUGCUCCCUCUGCCCCUUCCGCUCUCUCCGCUCCUCCUUCCUCUGCUGUCCCCUCGUCUUCUCCUGCUCAUCCUGCUGCACUGCCUUCUUCCUCGACACCUAAUGCCAAGCCCUACUCUCGCGAGACGCACAUUGUAGCGGUCGACGCUCAUCCGCUGUGGCUUGACAAUACUCGUCGAGCCGAAUCAUUAAACAUGACAACCGAUCAGACGCGAGAUUCGUCCACGGAAGCGCCGCUAGGUGGUCCGAACGGCCAUGGAUUCGCGGCGGAUGUCCCGCCGGAAGUCGCGGCUGCAAGCGCGGCGAUUUUGACGGAGAAGGAGCAAGACCCGGUGACGCGUCGCGAGUGGUGGGGGUGGUUCAUCUACAACGCGGCGGGAAACGCGUUCUCGCUUGUCGCCAUGUCGAUCUUCUUUCCGCUGCUUCUCGUCUACCUCGCCACCGCGCAGGCCGCCACGCAGGCCGGCGCGCCGCCGCCGCCGCAGUGCAACGCGACGCUCACGACGGGCUGCUUGAAAUGCGUCGCGGGCAAGGGGCAGCAGCUGAUGACGUCAACAGGCUACACGGCGUACGACUCGCCCAAUCUUAAUGCGGGCGCGCUGUCCAUGGAGCCCGUGGCGUACACGACGGUGGUGAUCGGGCUGGCCGUGGUGGUGCAGAUCAUCGGCCUCGUGUGCUUCGGCGCCGAGGCUGACUUCGGGCAGGGGCGAUGGCGGAUGCUGCUGGUGGGCACGCUGAUGGGGGCGGUGCCGUGCAUUCUCUGCCUCGCCCUCACAGCGCCAUCGCUCUGGUGGCUGGCGGGGCUGUUUGCCAUCAUCGCCAACCUCGGAUACGGCAUCUCGCUCGUUGGCUACAACAGCUACCUGCCGGUGCUGGUGGAUGCAUCGCCAAAGGUGCUCGCUGCAGGCCCAGACGAGGCGUCCAUCCUUGCUGUUCGAGAGAAGGUGGAGAACCAAGCUUCCCUCUCAGGCCUGGCAAUGGGCACGGUGGCAAGUGUCCUCUCCAUGCUGCUCACCUUCGCCAUCACUCUCCUCAUCCCAGACGACCUCCUCAAGCUCCGAGUCACUGUCGCAGUCUGCGGCAUCUGGUGGAUCGCGCUCUCCGCCUUCACCUUCGCGUGGCUGCACCCGCGCCCCGGCCCGCCCAUGCCCAAGACCGGAUUCUCCAUGAUCAACCGCUGGCGCCACCUGUUUCGACUAUUCAAGGAAGCAUCCCGCUACCGCUACACGUUCAUCUUUCUGGUCUGCCUUGUCGCGUACAGCAGCGGGUUUACCACGAUGCUGCAGAUGGCGGUACUGUUCGGCCAGAACGACCUCUGCCUGUCUGUGUCUUCCAUGGCGAUUGUCGCGCUCACUGUUGCUGUGGUGGCGAUUGCCGGCAUGCCGAUUGCUCUGUUCUUCCAGCGGAAAACCCACGCGACGAACAAGACCAUGGUCGUGAUUCUCCUCACGUGCCUAGUUCCCCUGCCCGUGUGGGGAUUCAUCGGGUAUUUCACCGCAGACGGGGGAUUCGGGCUGAAAUCCGCGUGGGAGAUUUACCUGUGCGCUGCCUGGCUGGGGUUCUUCCUGGGCGCGCUGACGUCCUACUCGCGCACGCUGUUCAUUGAUUUCAUCCCCGUGGGCCGCGAGGGCGCCUUCUUCACGCUCUUCUUCAUCUGCGAUCGCAUCAGCUCCUGCAUCGGCCCGUUUGUCAUUGCAGCCGUAACGCAGGUGGGGGGUCAGCUCCGGCCUGUGUUUGGAUACGUCUUUCUCGUGCUGGUCAUCCCUUCCAUCUCCGUCCAAUUAUUUAUCAACUACAACAAGGGGGUGGCAGAGGCUGGGAGGGCAAAGCAGCAAGAGAGUAUUCGCUUAAAAGAGCGACUAGAAACCUCUUCUGUCUAUCAACCUCACGAACGACAGGAGGCCAUGGUGAAGGUCGCUCCCGUCCCCAUUAUAGUGUCCCGACUGGAAUACACACCCAAGGAUGAGCACAUGCGACAGAAAGCCGCUAGCGCGUUUCUCGACCUCGACGAUCCUGGCGGAAGCGGAAAGCGCGCAGGAAGCGCGGGGGGUGGGGAAAAUGCGGGAAACGGGGAAUACGCAGGAGGAGAGGAAUACGCGAAGGGUUCGAGGGUUCCAUUGACGAAGCGGGAACUAUGGGGCUGGUACUCGUACAACGUGGCCGCGAACUCGUUCAGUGCAGUCGCCAUGCCGAUUUUCAUCCCGCUGCUGCUGCUCCUGCUCGCCGACGCGCAAGCCUGGAACGACUCGGGCGCCGCCAAGCCACCGCAGUGCACCGAUCUGAUCACCGCGGACUGUCUGCAGUGCGUGCCGGGGAAGGGGAACCAGCUGGUGACGUCAGCGGGGGGGUACAGCGAGCUGGAGCAGCCGCGCGUGCGGCUCGGCGCGCUUAGCAUCAACCCCGUGUCGUACGCGACGAUCGUGAUCGGCGUCGCCGUGUGCUGCCAGAUCGUCGCACUCGUGUCGCUCGGCCCAUUCACGGACUACGGCCGCGGCAGGAAACAGAUGCUCAAGGUGGGCACGUGGAUGGGUGCAGCAGCUUGCACAGCCCUCCUCUUCAUGUUCACCCCCUCCCUCUGGCUGCUCGCGGGGCUGCUCGUAAUAAUCGCCAGCAUCGGAUACGGCCUCGCCACCGUCAGCUACAACGGCUACCUGCCCCUCCUCGUGCACGCGUCCCCGGAAGUCCUCGCCGCAGAGGCAAAGGCCGAUCCGGAGGCAGUCGCUGCAGCGCGGGAAGACGUGGAGAAUCGGUAUUCCCUCAUCGGGCUAGCAGCUGGGUGCCUGGGGGAUAUUCCGAUCACGCUGAUAGCCUUUGCGCUCACGCUCGUGUCGUCGGACGAGUCGGUUCAGAUGCGAGUUGCCACCGCGUUUUGCGGCCUCUGCUGGAUUCUCUUCGCGCUCCCCACUUUUCUCUACCUCCGCUCCCGACCAGGACCCCCGCUCCCGCUUCCCCCUCCCCCCUCUGCGGGGAAUCAUGAGGCAGAUGGGGCGGGGGAAGGCGGGGAUAGAGGCUGCUGUUCCAGCUGUAGCGGCGCUGGUUGGUACAGCUCGGGCGGGGGCUGCCGGGGUUGCUGCUUCGGCUGUGGGUCGUGCUACAGCCGGGUGCAGUUUUUUCUCAGUGUCGUGGGGGCGAGCUGGAAGGGCAUGGGGGACACGCUGGCAGAUGCGUAUCGGCACCAUCGCAACGCUCUCGUGUUCAUCGCGUGCUACUUUGUGUACGCUGACGGCUUCUCCACUAUCAUCCAAGUGGGGGUAAUCUUUGGGCAGCAGGACCUCUGUGUGCCGCCCGCAACGCUCGCCAUCCUCGCCACCUCGGUUUCGUUCUGGGCGGCAGCCGGCAUGCCAGUGCUGUACUUUCUGCAAAGACAGACCAAGUGGAGCAACAAGACAAUGGCAAUGAUUGCUCUGGGCGGCAUGCUACCCCUGCCGCUCUGGGGCCUCAUCGGCUACUUCACAGAUAACUUCGGGUUGAAGCACACGUGGGAAUUAUUCGCCUAUGUGGGGUGGUUCGGCCUGUGUUUAGGCCCGCUACUGUCGUACUCGCGUACGCUGUACGUGGAUCUGAUGCCGACGGGGAAGGAGGGGGCGUUCUUUGCCAUCUACACCAUCAGUGACAAGGGCAGCUCCUCCUUUGGCCCGUUUGUCGUCGCCAUCAUCGCUCAGGCUUCUGGCACAAUCAGGCCCACCUUUGUGUACAUAUUCCUGGUCAUGUUCAUACCCCUUAUAGUCAUCAUCUUUUGCCUUGACCACAAGAAAGGCAUGGAAGACGCCGGGCGCAACAGGCUCACAACAACAAUGAAAACGUUGGAGGAUGGGGAGGACGCUCCCUCUACAACACGUGAGGGGUUGGAGCAUCAGUAUGCUGACGUUCAAACCAGCGUUAGUGGCAGGAGAGACAGUCCAGGAUAG